Messenger RNA from Sclerotinia borealis F-4128, 1029 nucleotides. Lineage: Eukaryota; Fungi; Ascomycota; Leotiomycetes; Helotiales; Sclerotiniaceae. The record is from the annotation of a GenBank genome assembly.
AUGACUAUCAAAGUUCUUAUCGUCGGCGCUGGUGCAGUUGGUGCUUUCUAUGGAUCUCGAAUUGCUCAAGUUCAAGAUACUCAAGUUUCCGUUAUAUGUCGAUCAAAUUACAAAGCUGUCACCGCCAAUGGAUUCAAUAUCACAUCACCAAAAUUUGGGAAAUAUAAAUUCAUUCCUCAUCAAACAUUUCCCAAUCCACAAGUAGCUCGAGAUUUAAAUGAAUCUUGGGAUUUCAUUGUCGUUAGCACAAAAGCACUUCCAGAUAUCAGUGACGAUUCCGAGAUCCUAAAAGGUCUUGUGAAGAAAGGUCAUACAUCUAUUGUGUUGGUUCAAAAUGGUCUCGGUGUGGAAGAACCAUAUUUGAAAAGGUUCUCAUAUUCUGCCAUCUUGAGUGCUGUUACCAUUGUGAGCGCUGAGCAGAGUUCUCCAGGGUUCAUUAAGCACAAUAGAUGGACAAGAAUAAGCGUUGGUCCAUAUUUACCUGGAGUUAUCGAAUCGACGAAGUUAAAUGAUGGUCAAACAAUUGCUGUCGAGCGAAAUAAUGCAUUUGUGAAAUUAUUACAAACAGGAGGGAUUUCAGAUGCUCAGGAAUAUUCGCAUUGGAAACUUCAAAUGGUUCGAUGGCAUAAGAUUGCCAUUAAUGCGAGUAUGAAUCCUUCUGCGGUUCUUUCGGCUGGAAGUACAAAUAAUGAUAUGUCCCUCGAUCCAGAGCUUUACAUUCAUUUGAAAGGUGUUAUGGAUGAAGUGUUAGAAACAGCUCCAAAGAUAUUGGGAACCAAACUACCAAUGGAAUUUGCAACUUCCGAUCAGCUACUGAAGAGUACACAGAAGAAUACGAGUGGGAGUAAGCCGAGUAUGUUGUUGGAUUGGGAACAAGGAAAGACAAUGGAGCUUGAGGUUAUUCUUGGGAAUCCAAUUCGAAUUGCGAGAAGUCAUGGAUUGGAAAUGCCACGACUACAAACAUUGUAUGCCCUGUUGAGAAAAGCUCAAGAGAAUAGAAUGAAGGAGAGAUUGGUCAGUAAACUUUGA